Molecule: messenger RNA, 1925 nt
Organism: Pseudomassariella vexata
Lineage: Eukaryota; Fungi; Ascomycota; Sordariomycetes; Amphisphaeriales; Pseudomassariaceae
Product: MOSC domain-containing protein
Exons: 3
Coding region: 1-1677 (558 amino acids)
Molecular function (GO): 2 iron, 2 sulfur cluster binding; oxidoreductase activity; molybdenum ion binding
Source: RefSeq, a predicted model, not a curated record
AUGGGCCCUACCGCAGAUGUCGACAUGUUUGCCCCUUUCGAACGCGAUGUCAUCCUAGAGGUCCGGACCAGCAGGAUGAAGAUCAUGCUGGGCCUUGCCAUACAGAGUGGCAUUGACAAGGAAAUCCGUUCAGGAAAGGUUUUUGUGACCAAAACGGGGAUUGAAGAAGAUGAGCAUGACCUGACCUUUCACGGCGGCGUUGACAAAGCCAUACAUGGAUGCGAGUACUGCUCAUCUCACUACCCCAAGUGGCGCUCGGAAUUCCCUGAGGCAGCAGAGCGCUUUGAGCCAGGAGGCUUUGGGGAAAACUUCGUGACAAGCAAUAUGAAUGAGCGCAAUGUCUGCAUUGGCGACAUCAUGAGCGUCGGUAGCGAGGGCCUUUUGUUGCAGGUGAGCUUGCCUCGCCAGCCCUGCUUCAAACUGGGGCAUCGCUUCCAACUGAAGAACUUCGCACCACAUACUACAAAGCUCUCUCGCACCGGAUGGUACUACCGGGUUCUACGGGAGGGUUGGGUCCAGGCCGGCGAUGAGAUCAAGCUCGUGGAGAGGAAAUGGCCCAAGUGGACGAUCGAGCGGCUUCAGGAGUACCUCCAUCGCAAGCAGGAUAAUCAUGCCAUGAAUGAGGAGUUGGCAACGAUCGAGGACAUGGGAGAUGAAAGCCGAGGAAACUUCAAGAACCGCGUCGCGAAGCAAAAGGCCAAGGAGAAGCGGGAAGCCGGCGGCGUCAACGGUAAAGACGAAGACAAAUGGAUCCCUUACAAAAUUGUCGAAAAGAAGCGGCAAACACCCCGAAUCACAUCCUUUGUCUUCGAAGCUGUGACCCCUGAAACAGAAACGCCGGAAGAUGAGUUGGGUGGCCACGUGCGAAUCAAACUGCCCAAUGGCCUUGUUCGGUCAUACUCUAUAGCAAGGGGAAAUAAGAACCGCUUCGAGCUUGGAAUUGCCCUGGAGACCAACAGCCGCGGUGGAUCAGAAUACUUUCACAAGACGGCAGAGGAAGGCCACAUUCUGCCUGUGGGCCAUAUCACAACCGAUGUAGAACCGGCGGGACUGGCGAGCAACCACAUAUUCAUUGUUGGUGGCAUUGGUAUCACUGCCUUCUUGACAAUGCUUGAACUGUACCAGCGCAUUCACUACAACACAAUCCUCCACUACGCCGUCCGCUCCGCGACCGAAAUCCCCUUUCCCUCCCGCAUCACCAACCUAGGCGACCUAGUUCAUCUCUACGACGCCUCCAAAAACCAACGAAUGAACAUCCCCACUAUCUUCGCUACCCGAUCCUGGAACUCACACAUCUACGUCUGCGGCCCACGCCGUAUGAUGGACGAGGCCGCCGCCCAAGCCAAGCUCCACGGGCUGGGCGACGACGACGUGCACUUCGAGGCCUUUCAGGCCAACACGACGGGCGAUCCGUUUGCAGUCUCGGUCGCCAACCAGGGGAACGAGAAGUUAAGUGUUGGGGCGGAGGAGACGCUGCUAGAGGUGCUGAAGAGGAGGUUUGGCGAGGAUGACGUGCCGUCGAGUUGCGAGGUGGGGAAUUGUGGCACCUGUAGGGUUACGGUUAGGAGUGGGAGGGUCGAGCAUAGAGGGAGUGCAUUGGGGGAGGAGGAGAAGGGGGAGGGGGUGAUGUUGAGUUGUGUCAGUAGGGGGGUUGGGCCGAUUGUUAUUGAGAUUUGAUGGUUGGUAUCUGAUAGGGGGGGUGUUUCCGAUUCCAAGGGAUUGAGAUGACUACUGUUCCUGAGUGGUUGAAGUGUUCAAUCCUUCCCGAGGGCUCUGAUUCCCUAAUAGUCUGAAUUACUAUGGUGUCGUGCUAGUGUUUUCGUGCUUGCGAGGUCUCAAUUGGGCCAAAUUGUAUCAUACAUGUACGUUCAUGCUUUGGCAUGUGCGUGGGUCUCCAUAUCUCAUCUAAUUAUCCGUGUUGUGUC